This is a messenger RNA of Capsicum annuum, 4441 nucleotides long. RefSeq names its product putative F-box/kelch-repeat protein At3g17570. The transcript has a single exon. NCBI's taxonomy places the organism in Eukaryota, Viridiplantae, Streptophyta, Magnoliopsida, Solanales, Solanaceae. The record is from RefSeq and is a predicted model, not a curated record. Gene Ontology annotation, molecular function: protein binding. Bases 2360 to 3523 code for a protein of 387 amino acids.
UGUAAUUAAAUAAACUGCAUCACCAAUCUAAUAGAAUAUAAUAUUUAUCCCUCUUCCUUGUUGCCAGCUCCUCGCUUUUGUGCUCCACAAGAUGCCAACUCCUGCUCUUGCGAUCAAGUUUGUAGGCUUUUACUUCUUUUAAUUGACUAUACCAAGGCUUUUUUCCAUGAGAAGUCGAGUGACUCGAAUUCUUCAUAUGCAUCAAAUAAUUGAUGAAAAAUGUAGCCAUUUUUCCUGUUAAUUUCAGGUUAAGUCUCCUAGGAUGGCAACUCCAUAGCAAAGCAUCUAUAAAUGUUGAGCACUUCUUAAUCUCCCUUUUAAAAUCGACAUUUAAGACACCAACUUGUGGGAUAUCAACUCUGUGGUCCAAUUGCAAAUCUUUCACGUUGAUCUCACCGCAUUGGUAAAAAUAAAGGGAGACUUGAGACCAAGAGGUCAAAUUGGAUAGAAACUUCCUCAACUUACAAAACCAUGCAGCAUCUAUAUUGUCGUAGCAUCGAAGAAGAAUGAUUUUUGAGUGCUCCAAUUGGCUUGACUCUCGUGCAAUUUUGAGUUCAGGAAUUUGAUCCCCCAUAUACUCAAGCGAUACCAAAUUUGGAGCCUCAAUCCUCCCUGUGCACCAACAAUGCUGAAACUUCAAGACCUUCAGUGAUUGACAUCUAGAAAUAAGGUUGUAAAAUGAUGGAUCAUAUAUAUACAUAUGUGAUAGUUCUAAAGAUUUCAGAUUCUGACAUUCAACAAUAUUCAAUUCUUCCAAUGGAUAACCAGAAUAAGACAAGUGUUCAAGAGUUGGUGCUUGGAUCUUAAUAUGCUGGUUAAUAUUGUUCCAAAUGGAAACGGACUUGAUCUUUUGAAGAUUUAGCAGCUCAAUCUUUAUCAAAUCCAUACAAUCCUUUAGGGUGAAAGAUUCUAUCAAUGGACAGCUAUUAAGUAGAGUCUGAAGCAUGUCUUCGUCUAAAUAUACCUUAAUUAGAGAAAGCUUUCUCAAAGAAGGACAGUUCACCACACCGCUAGAUAAUGAGGCGCAUGUCAGAUCACAAUUGGUCAGAACCAAUUCUUUUAAAGAUUUUGCUGCCAAGAUUGUGAAAAUAGGUAAUGGGAGGUUGCGGAUUCUAAACACCAAAUAUUUUACACCAUUCUGAAGUGCAACGUCAAGCCACCUAUAAAACAGAGGGACAAUUCUAGAAGGACAGCUGUAGUAAGACUUUGAUAAUUCAAACUUCUCUAUAGGGAUAUUCUCGUCCCUAUAUCUCUCCAUGAUAUUAUCCACCAGAUCCAUAUUGACUUCGUAAAAAUCAGAUGUAAAUUUCAAGUUGGGAAGAGUCGACCACGCUUGUAGCCAUGUUUUGGAAAGAAUGCUCGUCUUGGUUGCUUCGUCAUACCUAAGAAAACCAAGUAUCUCCUGAAUGAGACAUUCGGGCAAUAUAUCAACUGUUUUUACCCCUCUUUCUGCCAUUAGCUUCCUUUGAAGGUAUCUCUAGCCUUUGAUUUCCGUAAAGCACCAAAAAAAAAAAAAAAAAAAAAAGAGGCAUAUAUAACAGGUAAAUGUAAUUUUAUCCCAUAUUUAUUAGCAAUACUAUUUUUUUUAAAAAAAGAACCAAUUCUCUUAGGACUUGUUUUGAAAGCCACAUUAGAAUUGGAUUUGCGUGUAAUUGGAUGCAAUUACAAAGUUUGACUUCCUAUUUAGUACUCCCUCCGUUUCGAAAUAAGUGAAUUGUUGGGGUAUUUAUUAGUGUUUCAAAAUAAGUGAUCAUUGAAUUUUUUUUCAAAUUUGUCCUUAUAAUUUGACAACCAAUUAACUUUUGAAAAGAUAUUACAAGGUUAACUUUUUCUUUUUUUUGGGUAAAAAUGGAAAGUUGUGUUAAAUUUAUGUCUUUAAUUCUUUUUCAAUAAUAUGUGUGCCAAAAUCCAACAAUUCAUUUAUUAUGAAACGGGGAGUAAUAAAUAGGAAUAAUAAUUUACUCAAAUUAUGAUUUUUACCUUAAUGAGUAGUUUUUAUAGCCAUAAAUAUUAUGGAAUAUUUAGGCGGUUAAUAUCAAUACUGCUAUUCUUAACACAUAUUUUCUAAUUUCUUUGUUUUUUUCUCGUAAUACAUAUAAUUGUAUAUUUGUAUCCCAUUUGAAUCAGGAUUAAAUUGUAUUAUCUCUCAUAAUACAUAUAAUUGUAUAUUUGUAUCCCAUUUGAACGAGGAUUAAAUUGUAUUAGCUCUCGUAAUACAUAUGAUUGUAUAUUUUUAUCCCAUUUGAAUCAGGAUUAAAUUGUAUUAGCUUUCAUAAUACAUAUAAUUGUAUAUUUGUAUACAAUUUGAAUCAGGAUUAAAUUGUAUUACUAAAAACCUAAUAGCAGACACUGAUAUCCAAUGGUUUGCCACUCAAAAAUCCCCAGUUUGCCUGAAGAUAUUGUCUACUCCAUCCUCUUAGACCUUCCUGUGAAAUCUCUUUUACGGUUCAAACUUACCUGCAAAUCAUGGUGUUGGAUGAUCGAUGACCCCGGCUUCAUCAAGUCGCAUCUACGUAAAUCAUCUGCAGAUAUCAGUCAUCGAAAAAAUCUCUUUUAUGAGAAUGUUGAAGGAGAGUUAUCCCGUCAUUAUUCGAUUAAAGUCCUAUCAACGGAAGCAUCGAUUAAUGCUGAUUCCAAAGUUGUGUCGCUGGACCAGCUCAAUGUCCCGGUAUUUUGUGGAAAGGUUAGCCGUUCAGAAGUGAGUUCAUGCAGUGGCUUGGUUUUUAUUAGCCAUCCUGAGGAUAGUUUGAUAUUAUGGAAUCCUGUCGGUCGAAAAUGCAAACGGAUUACAGAGCCUAAUCUGUUGCAAAAGAGUUCAAUAUUAUGGCCAAGAUUUGUUCUUGCUUAUGAUUUUGUGUCCGAGGAUUACAAGGUCUUAUGUGUACAUGUGUUUACUACGAAUACAACGGAUCAACAUUAUAUUUUUGAAAUAUACUCGGUUAAAAAUCAAUAUUGGAGAACAAUUGACAAUACUUGUCCCAUUCCCACUGAUUUUUCGCUGCACUUAAAUUGCAAUAUCAUUUCAUUAAACGGUUCCAUUCACAUUAUGGCAAGCAACGAGGAGGAAUCUGAACACAUGGUUAUGUCUUUCCACCUAGCAGAUGAAACAUUUGUUGUAAUCCCAGCGCCAAGUAAAUGUGGGGAACUUUCGAUAUUACAUACUUUUGGUGAUCACGUCUGUGUUAUGGGGACUGUUGGCCAGGAAACUUUGAUUUGGUCACUCGAGAAAGAUGGGAAAACUUGGAAUAACAUCAGGAAGUUUCCUGCUUUCCCCACACGGAUUGGAAAGCCUCAGUACUCAGGUAAUGUCAUAUGCGUUACGGAGUAUGGGAAUACAGGUGACCUCAUAUGUGUUAAGGAGAACGGGAACAUAUUAUGGAGCAAGGAUGGAUGUCGAUUUAUUGAGUACGAUGUGCAGAAAAAUAAAUACACUAGAGUUAUCGUGGGAGAACUUCCACCGUCAGUGGUAACAGGACCUCUGUAUGUUGAAAGUUUAGUUUCUUUGAAGAUUCCGUGGGAUUAAUUAGAAAUUUCAAGUUUACUUUUCUUCGGUCUUAUAGUUAAGGUAGCAAUUUCUUGUAUUAUUGCAUUUUAAUCUUCAUCUAUUAUGUAAUAGUUGCUUUGCUUCCCAACUUACAACUUCUUGUUGCGUUACUGUUUAGUACAAGUAAGACAAACAACAAUAAUAUAUCCAUUGUAGUCGGCACUGCAGGUAGAGGCAAACAUUAUAUUGCCAAAUGUUGAUGGCAAUACGGUUAUAUCUUUGUACCUAGCAGAUGAAAAUUUUAUCAUAAUGCCAGUAACAAGUAAUUUUGGAAAUUGUGGGAUUUAUUGUCUGUGUUUUUGCUUUUUGACUUUCGUAAACAAAUGUCGAUUUGGUCGCUGAUAAGGAUGAGAAAACUGGCGUAUUGGCCUGGAAUCUCAUCAUUAAGACUAGAAGAAAUUCCAGCAGAUACAAAUUUAUCGCGUUCGUAUGUGGAAAGUUUAGUUUCGUUCAAGAUUCCGUGGGAUUAACAAGUUGCAAUGAUGAUCUUCUUCAACCUUAGCUUCCGUGGGAUUAAACUUCAAAUCCUGAAUCUGUUGAUGUUUUUGUCCUCCUUAUCAUAUUGGACGAAACUCAACGCCUUCAAUCAUGAGACCACAUUUAGCAUGAAAAGGUCUCGAAUCUAACAAUCUUGCUUCAACAUCACCAUUAUCAUCACCUGAUUCACCAUUGUAAAACUUUCCAAUUUCUACUUCCAACCAUCCAUCUGUUCUUUUUUCUGGUAACCUUCCUUUUAAGUUCCUCGGCAUUCUUGCUGCUAGUAUGACAGUAGUAGCUCGGUCAACAGCCUCGUAUUCACUCUCUUGAUUAACAAAUCUAACUCUUGCUUUUGUUGAUUCAAGGCCAUGGUACCUCUCUGAUACUUUGAACACUAAAUAAGCUGCAUAAUUUGUUCUG